Molecule: messenger RNA, 3258 nt
Organism: Oxyura jamaicensis (ruddy duck)
Lineage: Eukaryota; Metazoa; Chordata; Aves; Anseriformes; Anatidae
Gene: TTC33
Product: tetratricopeptide repeat domain 33
Exons: 4
Coding region: 24-812 (262 amino acids)
Molecular function (GO): protein binding
Source: RefSeq, a predicted model, not a curated record
CCCCGCUCCGCGCAGCGCUCCCCAUGGCCUCCUUCGGGUGGAAGAGGAGGAUCGGCGAGAAGGUUUCCAGGGCCACCUCCCGGCAGUUCGAGGCGGACGCUGCGGAUGACAGGGGUCUGGCGGAGGAGGAUGAGGACGAUAGCUGGGCGCACGCAGCGAAGAGAAGGAAGGAGGGCCUGGCGGGGGGCUGCGUGGAGAAGAGCAAGCGGCUGAAGGAUGAAGGCGCAAGUCUGGCCGAAAACAGGAGGUACCGGGAGGCUAUUCAGAAGUGGGAUGAAGCACUUCAGUUAACUCCAGAGGAUGCUACGCUUUAUGAGAUGAAAUCACAGGUCCUGAUGUCAUUACAUGAAAUGUUUCCAGCAGUGCAUGCAGCAGAAAUGGCUGUUCAGAGAAACCCACGUUCCUGGGAUGCCUGGCAGACUUUGGGACGUGCCCAGCUUGGAUUAGGAGAGAUAGCACUGGCAAUUCGGAGUUUUCAGGUAUCCUUACACAUCUUUCCAAUGAACCCUGAAGUAUGGAAGGAGGACCUUUCGUGGGCAAGAAAACUAUAUGAACAACAGAAGGCAACAAAGACUGAGGCAGUGCAAGCACUGGCCAAAGGAAAAGAGAUGGCACAAGCAUCAAUCCCAGACUAUGACUUUGAAAGUGAUGAAAUUGUUGCGGUAUGUGCUGCCAUUGCAGAGAAGGAGAAAGCUCUUUCGGCAGCUAAAACUGUAGUGAUUGUGUCUGCUUCAGGCACAGUAGAAACUGUUACUGAGAAGGAGAAUUGCACUACAACUCCUGAUGAAACCCUUUUUAUCAGAGCCCGAUAGGGCCACCCUAUGUCUUGUCAGUACUGUUUCAAGAACUAGUGUUAUUUAUUGCAUUGGGUUUCUUUUGUUUUUUAAGCAGUGGGAGAGCCUGCAAAAUAAAAGGAUUGAAAUUAUUUUUCUUUUGUAAAGUGAAAAAACAAUAACCUGAGUUGUACUUCAGUCUGUAUUUUUGGAGAAGGCCAAGACUUGGUUUUGAAAAUCUCAUGAACAAAUGUAAUGUUAAAAUGCUUAACUACAUUCUAGCAACUGCAUUCAUCUUACUGUAUUUCGUAGUUUUACAGGUUCAUGUCUAUGCUUUCUGGGUAAUUAAUGAGCUCAUAUAAAAUGCAAAAGGAAAAGAGAUUUUAAACAAAACAUAUUUCAAUCCUUAAUCAUUAGCAUUAUUUAUGCUAGAGCUAGUGUGAGCUGUUCUCUGUUAUCAGAAGUCUUUAUUUUCAUCAAGAUUAAUUUUUCUAUGGUGAAGUUUUCUGUGAAGCAGAGAUAGAUUUUCAUUUUGUGUGUGUUGGUGUGAUAGCCCUGGGAUCUGAUCUGUAGUCAGCGUAAUCAGUAGACACUUUCAUGUUGCCUUCAUAGGUGAAUGGUUAAAUACUUUACAUAUAUAUAUACUUUCUGAUUAGAUGAAAGGCCAUGCUAUACCAAACAAGCACCUGAAUGCUUAGUUGUUACUAAAUGUUUCACCAGAAGAAAGAACAUUCAGUGGAGACUGAAGCUGGCCUUCCCUUAUCUUAAGUGCUAUACUACAAACACCACUGAAAGUAAAAUGAUGGGAGUUGGACAUUGUUAAGUCUGAAGGCUAGUGUAUUACAUUUAGCCUUUUUUUUCCUAGUAAGGCUAACCUGAUAAGGGAAUCAAUUUGCUUUUCGUAAUUCUUGUGAAUUUAAAGUGUGUUCUCAAUGAACCAGCUGCUCAGGACAGCAUUGCCCAAGUCUCCAUUUUUGUAUUCUUUUUGGAUUUUAGAUGCUGUGGUGGUUAUGGGUAUUCAAGAGACUUGUUUGCCUGGUCUUCAUCUUUCUUUAGGGGAAGAUGGCUGUUGGUUUCUCACAUGGACAGUUAAAAGAAACAAAAUCAACCUGUUUCCCUGAUGUGCUCCGUGUUAAUACUACUCUCUUUUCAUUCUCAGGGGAGACAUGACAGAGACGAUAGGUUCCUAACUGGACUGGAGAAAACAGUCUGUUGAGGAACUCUGGGAGAAUUCAGGAUUAGGAACAUAUCAUUUCCACUUAAUUUUUAUAAUAUUUUGCAUGAAGAAAAACAUUUCAAAUAAGAGGUUUGUAGCCAGGUGAAAUCUUUUGAAAUCUUUGCAUUUUUAAUACUUGAUUUCUGUUUUCAAAAUAACACAGUUUUAAGGGCAAUAACAUCCUUUUUGCUUGAGAAGCAUAGUGUUUUUUGAAAUAGGAAGAGUAUUGUAGAAAAAUCACUUCUUUCAGAGCAUAGUACAGUUGAAUAUUGUUAAUUCUUAAGAGGGCAUUUACAGUUGUUGCAGAAAUUAAUUGUCCUUUUCAAAGACUUAAUUGCCAUGUUGGUCUUAAGUGACUAAGAGUUCAUUAAUUUUGGCAAAUAUGAAUUUUUAGAUCAGUGUGCACGCACACACACAUAUUAUCUUCACUUUUUAACAUCUAAUUAUCCAAAAAAAUUACCAUUAAUUUUAUAAAAAAUGUAAAACAUCACCAAGAUAUAUUUGUAUUUAUUCAUUCAGUUGUUAAGUAGAUUCGUAAGUGCUUAUUGAAAAGGCAUUUGAUUAGAUAUGGUUUCAUUCAAGUUUAAAAUCAUGUUGGUUGAAGAACUUCUUCAUCUUGUUUUUUCCUAACAAAUAAUACAACCUGUUCAGACAUAGGAAUAGUUAGCAUGAGAAGGAUUUUGACAGAUUUCUUCAAAGAAGAGACAUUCUCUGUCUAGAAAAGGAAAUGUGCAAGAAGCUGUAAGGUGUUUUCUGUUUCCUGUUUUGAAGGAGCUCAGCUAUAAUCAAACACAUCUUUCCUUUCUUUGCCUUUUGUGCUUGUGUCAGUGUUGUGUAUGGGAAAGACUGCCUCCCUCCUUUCAGACGUCAGUGUUAUCACUGUAUCUGUUUCCACUGAAAUACUUUGCUAUUGACUUCGUCACUGUUGAGCAAAGUUAACUAGAGAGGUGUGCACCUAUACCAUCAGGCUCAACAGUUGUGCUGGGCCUGAAGGGUUGUCGUUGCCAUCUCCAGCAGUAAAUGUGGUUUUCCUUCUGAUGAUAUUAGGUUAUGAAUUCUAGAUAUUGCCAUGACAGUGACAUCUUGAAACAGGGAGCAGAAAAGUUCUUGUGACCACCUUACUCAACUGGAAUGAAGCUUGACAAUUGGUGAUUGCAACAUCUGUGUUUUUUGUUUUGUUUUGUUUUGUUUUGUACAGCAUGCCAUGUUUUGCAUGUAUAGGAUUUUCUGGAUAUGUUUGAAUAAAAUACUGACUUAUCUGCUGUUUAA